AUUUGCAAAUAAAUAUAAAGAAGAAGCAGUUGACUGAUUAUUUUCGUAUAAAAAAGAUUUUGUUAAACAACAACGAUUUUUUGCACUAAAUUUAAAAAAAAACACAAAAACUCGACUAUAUAUAUAAUACAUUUUUUAAAAUUAAUAUUAAUAACAAGUGAUAAAGACAAUAAUAUUGCUAAUCAAUAAAUAUAAUUUUUAAGAACAAAAGAAUGGCUUCACAAAUGAGCGAUAAUGGUAAUACAACAACAACAACACCUACGCAGACAAACAACACCUUGAUGAGCUAUGGCGGUAUCGGUGGCGGUGUCACCAGCAGUUCUUCGUCCACAAUUUUUAGCAGCAGCACUGUGAACACUACACAAGAAACCGAUAUGUUGCCAGAAUUGAAACCUCCUACAAAAAAGACUUUAAAUUUGGAAGAUAUUGAAAAAUUGCCCUAUGAGAUACAUCGUUAUUCUUCAUUUUCCACCAACUAUGUGCCAGAAAAUAUACUAGUAGACUGUCCCACUGAUCAGUCGUCACGCUGGUCAGCAUUUAAUAAUAAUCCACCUCAAUAUUUAACUUUAAAAUUACGAAGACCUGCCAUUGUUCGUAAAAUAAAAUUUGGUAAAUUCGAAAAGUCGCAUGUUUGCAAUAUAAAGAAAUUUCGCAUCUAUGGCGGUUUGGAUGAAGAACGUAUGGUUCUAUUGCUAGAAGGGGGACUACGAAAUGAUCAUAUACCAGAAACAUUUAGUUUACGCAGUGAAAUUACCAGUAAUUUACCCAUAAUGUAUUUGAAAAUUGUACCAUUAUUGUCGUGGGGUCCCACAUUUAACUAUAGCAUUUGGUUUAUUGAACUUUUGGGUCAGGAUGAUCCCAUGUAUACUAGUGUUUGUUUAAGGGAUUAUAAUAAGCUGCGCGAGAUGGAAAUUAUACGUUUAUGUCUAAAGCACUUUCGGCAACAGGGUUAUGAAUCAGCUUUUAAAGCUUUACAAGAACAAACCCAUGUAAGACUCGAACAUCCUUUGAUUACAGAACUGCAUCAAUGUUUGGUAGUUAAUGGUGAUUUUGAUAAGGCAGAGAAAUUCAUUAGUGAUUGUGUGGAUGAGGGUUUAAUGGAUGAUUAUUUAAAUCGUCAAGAUUAUAAACAUGCUUGGCGUUUACAGCAUGCCCAAGGCAGUAAACAACCAGGUAACCGUGGUGGCCACCAACUGGUUAUGGAUUCUCAAAAACGUCUUAUUUAUCUGUAUGGUGGCUGGAAUGGCUUUCAAGAUUUAAGUGAUUUAUGGGUAUUCGAUAUACGCAACAAUUGUUGGACUCAACUUUUCGAACAUACCGAACAAUAUAAUGGUCCCACACCAAGAUCAUGUCAUAAAAUGGUUUUCGAUCCUGUAAGCAAAAAUAUUUUCAUGCUCGGCCGUUAUUUGGACAAUUCCAUACGUACUACAGAAUAUAUAAAAAGUGAUUUCUUUUUGUAUGAUACAAGAGCUCGCACUUGGUUGCAGAUAUGUGAUGACACUAGUCAAGUAGGUGGUCCUCAGCUAAUGUAUGAUCAUCAAAUGUGUAUUGAUGUGGAUAAGCGAACAAUUUAUGUGUUUGGCGGUAAGAUAUUGACACCACGCAGUGUUAGCGCUUCAACCUCAAGUGAACCCGAGUAUUCGGGUUUGUUUUCUUAUCAUAUUGCUACGAAUACUUGGAAUCAGAUUUUGGUAGAUUGUCAUCAUCCUACGGCCUCUCAACCGGAGGUGUUGUCUAUAAAAUCGCGCAUAACUCAUUGUAUGGUGUUUCAUAAUAAAAAACGUAAACUUUACAUUUAUGGAGGUCAACGGGGCAAAGAAGACAUACACGAUUUCAUAACAUACGAUGUCGAUAAUCAAUCAUUAGAAUUUCUAAAUAGAAAUUCAAAUGGUGGACAAACCGCCGGAACAAUAACAUCAGCAGCAGCUGGUGGUUCCAAUGCUAAUAGUGCUACUAAUAACGAUGGUAAAAGUGAACCAUCACCGGUAGCUCUUAGGGCCACAAUCGAUUGUGAACGUAAUGAAAUUUAUAUUUUCUCAAGUUUAAGUAAAAUUAAAGAUCGUCGUGAUGUUCCCAAUACACCAGAUGCCUCCAAUUCAUUUUGGGUCUAUUCCUUAGAUACUCAUACUUGGUCUCGAAUCUAUUCGUGUCGUUACAAUUACACCAAUUCUACUGCAACAGAUGAUGUUCACAAUAAGGAUAAUAUGUUAGAACCUUGUCCUCGUUAUGCUCAUCAAUUGGUUUAUGAUGAAGUGGCUAAACUUCAUUAUCUUUUUGGUGGUAAUCCGGGUAGAUCUACUACUCCUCAACUGAGAUUAGAUGAUUUUUGGAUUUUAGAAUUGGAAAAACCGAAACGUGAUGAAAUUUUGAGACAUUGUCGUUUUUUGUUGCGUAAAUUACACUAUGAAGAGAUGGCCAAAUCGGAUCCUUAUAAAGCUAUGCAAUUCUUAAGGCAACAUAUAGCUGAAGUCAUUGAUCAUAAUAAUAAAGAACAAUUGAAAAAUUUCCAUAAAUUAGCUUCAUUGCUUUUUAAAAUUGAUGAUGAUGUCGAAAUGGAACAGCCUAAUUUAGAUACAUUACCUAUAGGUGCUGGAAAAUCUUUAGCCGAAUCUAGUUCAGACAUAACUUCAUCUUCAACUAAUGAAGAAGAUGCUGCCAGUGAUCAUACACAAGCUACUGAAGAUUUAUCUAUGGAAUCCUGUGAAAGUUCUACUACAUCUUCAGGUAUAUCAGAUGCUGCCUCUUCCUAUACAGCUUAUCGCAAAUCGGGUGGCAAACGUUCACGUAAUGAUUUCAUUUAUGAUUUACGUUCUCGUCGUUCGUUUCUAUUCAAUAAACUGGUGCAAUUAAUGCCCUCAAAUAUGGUACAACCGGAACGCAAUCUAAGUGAUUUUGCUACAAUAUGAAUUUCUUACAAAAAAAAAAAAAAAAAAAAAAUAUUUCGUUUAAACUACUGCUACAACCUACUGGAUUUC
Lucilia sericata (common green bottle fly) is the source of this 2975-nucleotide messenger RNA. It is a transcript of the gene muskelin, whose product is annotated as muskelin. The record is from RefSeq and is a predicted model, not a curated record. The transcript has 10 exons. The coding region runs from base 213 to 2906 and encodes 897 amino acids. Gene Ontology annotation, cellular component: cytoplasm. Gene Ontology annotation, molecular function: protein binding. Lineage: Eukaryota; Metazoa; Arthropoda; Insecta; Diptera; Calliphoridae.